Molecule: messenger RNA, 582 nt
Organism: Desarmillaria tabescens
Lineage: Eukaryota; Fungi; Basidiomycota; Agaricomycetes; Agaricales; Physalacriaceae
Exons: 1
Coding region: 139-549 (136 amino acids)
Source: RefSeq, a predicted model, not a curated record
GGCUGUUACUGAACUUCGCUCCUUCCUGCUCCUCCUUCCAGUGAGGUUUCUGGCCCUUACGGCUCACCAUUCGUACACAUACGCUGCAGAGAUCGUUACGUCGUGCAGCCGCUAACGAAUAUCCACGCUUUUCAUGACAUGUUACUUGCAAAUGUGUCUUGGGUAAGCCGCAUGCCUCGUCUCCUCCAGUUAGCGUCACCUGUAUACGCCAAACCGCAUAAACUGUGCUUCUCGCACUGUGACCUCAACAAGACUAACAUCCUCGUCGCUGAGGACGGCCGAUUGGCUGCUAUUAUUGAUUGGGAAGCUGCUGGAUGGUUUCCUGAGUAUUGGGAAUACACGACGAGGGAGAUGCAGAAUUUGGACACUGAAGUUCUGGCUACGUUUUGGAAAGCGGUUGGUGUAUUUGAGAACGAGUGUUAUGACAAGGAGUUAGAACUAGAGCGGGGGCUGUGGCGUAGCACUGGUGAUACGGCUGUACCUCCGGGUUUCUGGCCCGAUGACCCUCUCGACAGACCUCUUCAUGAUCAUAACGAUGUCAUAUGGUAAGCCUCUACGUUUGUUUUGCUCUCUGAUGUCCUC